Molecule: messenger RNA, 411 nt
Organism: Penicillium canariense
Lineage: Eukaryota; Fungi; Ascomycota; Eurotiomycetes; Eurotiales; Aspergillaceae
Exons: 1
Coding region: 1-411 (136 amino acids)
Source: RefSeq, a predicted model, not a curated record
AUGACCUUAACGGAGGAUAUCAAUAUACGCAGCUAUAGCGACGAUGUCAUUGCACCUUGCACCCAUUCCUUCUAUUUUACACCCACCCGCACCGUCGGCAAUCUUCACAAGCCACCCGUGAAGAACCGGAUGUACACCCCGGCGAGUCCUCGGGUACCUGACGAAGGUGUCAGGACACAAGUCAAGUACCGGGGCCGCGGUAUCUGUAAUACCAGCUUGCCUUUGAACCCGUACCAACAGAGCAAGAUUGCCCCAGCCACAAUUCAACUUCGAGGUGUGUACUGUAUGCCGGCGAGUCUAUCCUGCCCAGCUGUUCUGCUCGCUGCUUGGCGCCAGACACUACCACCCAAGCCCCAGCCCAUCCCCAUCAUCCCCGUGGUUCUCAUGUGCGACCGGAAGAAUGUACAGUAA